AUCAACUUUAAUCUACAUAUGUACAUAUGUAUAUGCAUACAGGGAUUGUCCGGUCCUAUCACUUUCCGGAACUUUAGAGUUUAACAUGUUUAUAUGUGAAUUUUAGUUUAUUCUACUUAGAAUGAAUAUAGUUUAUGCAUGGUCCUAUUACUUUCCGGGCAAACUCUGUAUGCAAGUACUAUGUACAUACUAUGUACAUACUAUGUACAUACAUAUGUAUGUAUGUAUGUACUGAUGUUUCUCUGCAAGUGGACCAUGUCUAUUGUAUGCAUGUAUUUUCUUCGAUUUUUCCAUAAUUUUCCAGUUUUCUGACAAUUAGCUGACGUUUGCUUUAAAUUCUUUCAAAUGAUACCAAAAAUUAGCUCAAUUAGUGCACUAAUAAUUUGAUGCGCAAAAUUAAUUUAAAUAUAUUUUUGAGAUGCCUUUAAAUUAUGCAAUUUUCUGCUUCGCCAGAACAUAACACUUCCUAUCAUCUUAACGAGGCCGAAAUAUUUGGUAAGGUUAUACACCCGGCUUCAGCGAUUGGAACAAUCUGAAUGAACACGUACUUAUACUUACAUACAGUCUGUCAAGUAAGAGCGUGGUCGUGUUUAUUUAUUAAAAUAAAAAUAUUUUAUGAAACUUUCAUAUUUAAAUAUACAUUGUACACAUUACAAACGAUGAUGCAAUUUGGUCAAUAAUAUGUCCAGUCAACACCGGCGUCGAUAAUUGCCUGGCAUGCUUUCUACUAAUUUGACGGCGUAUUCUAGUAGCUAGGAUCUCCAGAUCCGACGAUUUUCGUAAGACAACUACUUCAAAGUGUAUAUGCGUCUUCCACCACGAAGCUUCUGUUUAAUAAGUAUAUGCCCACACAUUUUCAAUAGAGUUUGCAUCGGGCGACUGCGACGGCCAAUCCAAUGUAACAAUGCCAGAUUGAGUUUUCCACUGAGUACAGAGCUCGCUGCGGUGUCGUUGUCCUCCUGCAGAAUCCAAUCUUCAUUUUUUCUGAUGAACCAUCGUUUGGCAGAUAGCAGGAAAGCCUUUUUAUUGAUUUUUUUCAUUUUCUCGGCAUUUAGGUUGUCAGUAAAGAGGUAUGUACAAAGUGCCGAAUCCCUGCUUUGAGAAGCAGCCCCUAAGAUGCACCUUUAUUCCAUGUUUUACGGUCCGCUGAACAAGCCUAUUUGUGGAAGUUGACCAGGCUUGCGUGAGGACAGAACGUGCCCAUAUAGAACAUUCAUCAGUAAAAAUGACAUUUUUAAAAUCUCUAUCAAUAUUCUCAUGCGCCCAAGCGAGUCGCUUUGUCACAAGUUUUUCAGUCAACAGAGGCUUCUUCAUUGUGUUGCGCCAUUUCAGAUCAUGAGUAUGAAGAAGGGUUCGGAUAGUUUUCUAGUAUAUAUCUAAACCUUUGCCAUUAAUUUUGAUUGUCCUUGCCGCAGUGUUAAAGCAGGAUUCCGCGAAAACAGAUUCACUAUUAUUUUCCCAUCUCUUUUGUUCACUUUUCCUAUCGAACCACGUUCUGCAUCAAAGGAAUUAGAGCGAAAUCUUUCAUUAACUGUUGGUAAAGUCAACCACGCUCUUACUUGACAGACUGUACAUACAUAUAUGUACUAUAUGUAUAUGAACAUACAAAAAAUAGUAAUUACAUACUUUUUAUGUACUUAGUAAAAGUCCUUAAAAUUUGUAUUUCUUUUUGCAACAACCGAGCUUUUUGAUAUCAGUACAAAUGUGUUGUAUUUAAAGUUUUGUACGCAAGAGCUUUUGCAUUUGUUUCGCGUGCAAACAUGGAUUCCACAAAAGAGAACAUAGUUUUGUAAAGUAAUGUCAGAGAAUUUGCAUUCUCUGAAGCGACUGUCUUAUAAUUUUCGAAAGCUUUUUGUUGAACAAAGAAGUUGCGAAAUAUAAAAAAGUGCUCCACCAAGAGUAAAUCGGGUACAAACGAAGCGGCAAAUUGUUGAUGCCACUUGUCAGAGUAAGGCAAACAGCCUUAAAUGCACGCGAAUAUAUUUUAAUAAAUAUUGGUGUAUACAAACAUAUACAAAUGUAUUUUUAGUGACUUUAUGUGCAUAUGUAUACUUGCAUAUUAAAAUGUAGUACAUAUAUUCAUAUGGAAAAUAUAUGUACAUACUAUGUAUGUAUGCAUGUACAUAUAUUUGAUUAUGUAUUAAUUCGCAAAUGCCAAAGAGUUGAAUUAAAUUUAUUUUUUUCUCUGACGAAAACUUUACUUGAGGCUUUUGGAUGAUAGUGGUGUAUUUUGGCAAAACUCGGGUCCGCCAACGCAGCAAAAGCAAAGCCCUGAUGGUGCCGCGUUAUUGGUAUUCAUUUUUCACAUUCCACAUGCGAAGACAGUGCCUAGUGCACUUUUCCAUUUUCUCGCUGUUGUUAAUCAAAAGUAUUCCGUGUCCGUUGUCGCAAGUGAAUUUGAUAUUUUGAGUCUCCACUUAUCACAAUGCUGGAACUUGUGUUUUAACUGGUUUGGUGUAACAGUUGCAUUGUACAAGUAACAAAAUAUACGCUUUGGAAUGUUGAAACAUUAUACAAGCAUCAGCAUUGCAUGGUUUCAUAUUAUAAUGUAGAAAAUUAGUGCCAGUCGCAGAAGCGACUACUUAAUUUGCGAUUUAAACAUAUGACGGCUACCGUAAUGACCACCCAAAUAUCCGCUAUAUCUGCGUCAUCUCACGCUAUUGAUUCGUCGCAGGCUGUAAUCACAGACCACCGGUCGUCUUUUUCCGCGAAAAAUACCAAUAUUGUAAAAGCUGAAGUAGCAAAUAAUACGUCAAACUCUAACGUAAUGCUCCGCUCUUCAAAGCCUGCAAAAGCACUUUCAGCUAUUCCGAUAUCAACAAUUCGGGCCCAGUCGCUUAGAUCCAAUUUGCCUUUUGUAAAAAUAUUGCAUACACCAUCUGUUACUUUAGCUAGAUCACUUAGCUGUGAUGAUGAAGAUAAAUGCUCAAAUAGAAUUGUUGCAGCCGUCGGAUUGACAGCGAUGCAAUGCGUUGAUAAUAGCACUCAGACCGAUACUAUGCGUAACACAGGGCAAGUAUUUUUGACAAAAAGGGUACCCAAACAGUUAGGAGUAAACGCUGAACUUAAGGAAGAGAACAAUGAUCAGAAGGAUUUUUUGUCUUCAAAAACACGAAACCAGAGCUUAAUGUUUAAUGAGAUCAGCGAGAAAAGCGGAGGAAUUAUAUCAAUUACACAGGAUAGAAAAAGUGAAAACGACAACGAGAAGAAUAUGUUGGAAAAUAAAAAUUAUUUCUUAUUCAGGGAAAUGGACUUUAUAGACAUGAAGAGUGAAUGUAGUAGAAGUAGUAAUGACACUUUAUCUGAAACAAAAAGUCUCAUUGAAUGCGACAAUUCUUUUAAGAAAUCGGUUAGUAUUUUGGAAGUUGAGAAUUCUGUUAAAAAUUCUGAUAAUAUUUUUGGAUGCAAAACACAUUCUAAUACUGAAAAAUUUUUGAAAUCAGUUGAAUGUACUUGUAAUGAUACACCACAAUUUAAUUGUGAUUGUGACCAAACUUUAGCAAAUUGCACCUAUCAAGAACGCAUUAUUGACUAUGACAAUUUCCGGAUAAUAGAACACGUUAUAGAUUGUGCAAAUGAAAAUUUUUGUGAACAUGGUGAGAAAAUGGAAUGUGAUAGUCCUUGGAAAGAUACGGAAGAGGACAACGUAGAUCAAACUAAAGAAAUGAACUUAUCAUGUCGAGAGUUGGUGGCAUUUAUCGGUGAAAGUUAUCAAAUUAUUAAUAAUGAACAUCAUACAAUAAUGCAGAACGAAGAGCAACCCGAUAAAAAUUUACCUGUUGCGUUGUCAGUGAAUUUAGAUGCUCACCAAUCUAGUAACGAUAAUGAAAAUAAUAUAUAUUGUUCCGGUGGAGUAAGUAAUGACCCUAUACUAUUGGAUUCUCAAUAUGCAAAUACGAACUUAAAUGAAAAUUUGGAUAACAAUAAUAACAAAGGUUACUCCAAAGGAGAAGCACAAGUGUUUAAUGGAUCAAAGAUACAAUCCCCCAAAAAUAAUAUAGAAAUAUUAACUCAGAUUGAAACAACUAAUUCAGUUUCAUUUGAGUCUCAUGCCCAAUCUGAGUCAUCAAAACGUAAAGAGCAAUCGAUGUCAACAAUCCAAAAUGCUACACCAUCUAUGGCAUUAGCUCUGAAGGCUCUAAAAUCAAAACUGACGCCUUUGGCCCCAUCUUUUCAUCCAGCACGAAAAAAAUUACAACCAACUUCAUCCGCAACUACUGCCUCAUCAUCAAUGUAUGCCUACGAGCAGACGGCGAUCUAUUACCAACAAGAGCCACAACUGCCUAAACCGCAGCUACCGCGUCUACAACAAUUAGCAACUACAACUACUGUGCAUAAAACGAACUUACAUCACUAUCCAGGAUUGCAAGAAGAACAACAACAGCAGCUACAAGUCUUACCAGUGGUUCAACCAAGCUAUUCCAAAAAUUAUUUUCAACACCAACACUACUGCUCAUCAUUGAUACAAAAUUUACAACAGGUACACAAUUUUGUAAUAUCCUCUAACGAACAUCCUCAACAAUGCGAUGAAUUGAGAAAUUGUUGGCAAACUCAUCUGAAUAGUGCUCCUAGUUCAGUUGCUGUUGCAAUCCAAACAAGCGCCUUGCCCGUGACCGUCGCCAAUCCGACUCAGCAAGCUCAACUGUUCCCGAUUCAGUUGAUUUCACUUGGCACUCCAACGCUAGCAGCGGACUCCAGUAGUAUUUUUGGACAGCGGCAGGAACCAUGCACCACUUCUCCUGUGUUAGCCUCGAUUGGUAAUGGAUCAACUCCUUGGCCACUUUUAGAGUCAGCACCUGUUUUUAUCGACUCCCAUGGAGAACUCCACACCCUCUGUCCGACACAUGGUCACGCGGCCUUAACUGCACCAUCAGUGGAGACCGGGGUCAAUCCACAAUGUGUAUCAUUUAAUCAAGCAACCCUCAGCUCUACACGAAGUAGCAUUUCGCAGUCUUUACAUUGCAAGCAGUAUCAGAAUCCGCUACAAAAUCAAACGCGACCACUAUCAUUAAGCACAGUGGCGAAAGUUAAUACGACCAAUCAUCAAUUAAUACAAAACUCAAAAGUAAAGAAUCAAAAUCACAAUCAAACUCAAAAUCAUCAACUACGUCACCAACAACAGCCUCAACAACCCCAGGCGCAUUAUCAACAGCAACAGCAGCAGCAAAAAUUCGAUUCGGGCAUUAUACUAAACAUUUCUGGCAAAAGCAAACUUCAUCGAG
Bactrocera dorsalis (oriental fruit fly) is the source of this 5222-nucleotide messenger RNA. RefSeq lists its product as uncharacterized. The record is from RefSeq and is a predicted model, not a curated record. Gene Ontology annotation, molecular function: protein binding. NCBI's taxonomy places the organism in Eukaryota, Metazoa, Arthropoda, Insecta, Diptera, Tephritidae.